Molecule: messenger RNA, 4539 nt
Organism: Callithrix jacchus (white-tufted-ear marmoset)
Lineage: Eukaryota; Metazoa; Chordata; Mammalia; Primates; Cebidae
Gene: MOB1A
Product: MOB kinase activator 1A
Source: RefSeq, a predicted model, not a curated record
GGAAGAGGCGGAGCGAAAGGGGGCGCGUCAAGUGGUCCUGGCGCAGCGAAGCCUUAGCUCGCGAGAUUUUGCUGGUUCCGCAUUUCGGGUCUGUGAGGUGGGGUUGGCGGGGGAGGCGGGCGUCGAGGUUUGUAAGGGCUCGCAGCUGCCAGAACUCCGGCUCCCAGCGGCGGCGGCCCGGCUUCCGCUGCCCGUGAGCUAAGGACGGUCCGCUCCCUUUCGCCGGCUCCGAAUCCCGAUCCGGGCGGGGGCCAGAGGCCCCUUGCCUCCCCUCUGAGGACCGGAGAUGAGCUUCCUCUUCAGCAGCCGCUCUUCUAAAACAUUCAAACCAAAGAAGAAUAUCCCUGAAGGAUCUCAUCAGUAUGAACUCCUAAAACAUGCAGAAGCAACUCUAGGAAGUGGGAAUCUGAGACAAGCUGUUAUGUUGCCUGAGGGAGAGGAUCUCAAUGAAUGGAUUGCUGUAAACACUGUGGAUUUCUUUAACCAGAUCAACAUGUUAUAUGGAACUAUUACAGAAUUCUGCACUGAAGCAAGCUGUCCAGUCAUGUCUGCAGGUCCAAGAUAUGAAUAUCAUUGGGCAGAUGGUACUAAUAUUAAAAAGCCAAUCAAAUGUUCUGCACCAAAAUACAUUGACUAUUUGAUGACUUGGGUUCAGGAUCAGCUUGAUGAUGAAACUCUUUUUCCUUCUAAGAUUGGUGUCCCGUUUCCCAAAAACUUUAUGUCUGUGGCAAAGACUAUUCUAAAGCGCCUGUUCAGGGUUUAUGCCCAUAUUUAUCACCAGCACUUUGAUUCUGUGAUGCAGCUGCAAGAGGAGGCCCACCUCAACACCUCCUUUAAGCACUUUAUUUUUUUUGUUCAGGAGUUUAAUCUGAUUGAUAGGCGUGAGCUGGCACCUCUUCAAGAAUUAAUAGAGAAACUUGGAUCAAAAGACAGAUAAAUGUUUCUUCUAGAACACAGUUACCCUCUUGCUUCAUCUAUUGCUAGAACUAUCUCAUUGCUAUCUGUUACAGACUAGUGAUACAAACUUUAAGAAAACAGAAUAAAAAGAUACCCGUUGUCUGUGUCUACUGAUAAAAUUAUCCCAAAGGUAGGUUGGCGAUAGUUUCCAAGUAAGACCUUAAGGACACAGCCAGAUCAUAAGUACUGUGAUAGCAACCACGUAUGACUCCGAUUAUUAUCACAGAGUCAUACCUGGUUGUAAUAUGUGAUGAUUAACCUUUAGUUUAUAAGUUUACUUAUUAUUCUUUUACUCAGUCAUUUCUUUACAAGAAAAUGAUUGAAUCUAUUUUAAGUGACAGCAUAAUGGACAUUAAGCAUUUCCAUCAAUAAUUUAUGAAUACUUUUCCAGAACAAAUUUCCUAAUAACACAAUCAGAUUGGUUUUAUUCUUUUAUUUUACAAAUAAAAGAUGUAUUUUUAAGUAUCCUUGAGAUUUAGAACAUGUGUGUCACUUCAGAUAACAUUUUAGUUUCAAGUUAGUAUGGUAGUGUUUUUAUAGAUAAGAUACGUAUAUUUUUUCAGAAUUCAUGAUUGCAGUUUAAAUCAUCAUAUGGCAUGUGUGGGUGGGAGCAACCAAAGUUAUUUUUACAGGGACUUUAUUUUUUGAUCUUUAUUUGGAAUUGUUUUCACAUCUGUCUAAAUUAUUAGGAGUGUGUAUAUCAGAAGUAAUUUUUUUAUGUCUUCUAAGAAUGGUCUUCUAGGCUUUUAGAAAAGCUUCAUUCAAAUAGUAGCUUUUGGCUGAGAAAAGGAAUCCAAAAUAUUAUAACAAAGUUAGAUCUCAAAACCACUAUUUUUAUUAUUUCAUUAUUUUUCAGAGGCUUUGAAAUUCUGAAUAAGAGAAUGGAGGAAAAUACUCAGAGUACUUGAUUAUUUUAUUUCCUUUUAUUAAAAAAAUUACUUCUAUGUUUUUAUUGUGUCUUGAGCCUUAGUGAAGAAUAGUGUAGAAAUGCAUGAACUUUAUUCUAAUGAGGAUAAAACUUAAGGAAAACCACAAUAAACCGCGAAGGUGUACGCAUCUUACAACACAGCUAAAGUUUUGGUGUGCUACCUAUUCUUGAGAGAGUGAGUGGGUGUAUGUGUUUAAAGGAGACAAAAUGGGAGAAAUAAGUUUAAAAAAAUCCUCAUUCUGUUAAUAUUCAAAAGAUGGACUGAGUUCCCACUUGGGUUUUUAUCUUAAUUGCUUUUGUAUCAAAACUUGAAAUUCCUGUUUCUAUUGGGAUAUAAAAACCUUCCCCUUGAGUGAAGAAAACAUUUAUUUUUUAUUUGGUUCCUAGGAUAUAGUAAACUCUAGCAGUCUAUUUAAAAUGUACUGAGGCUCAACAAUUAUUAUACUGGAAGACUUGCCAAACUGGCAAAGCUUUAAGUUCAUCAGCAUUCUAUGUGGUUCAGAGCUGUGGUUUUGGCAAAGUACUUUACCAACCUCCUUGAUGGCUUUGAUAAAAGUUAGAUUUGAUGGGGCUUUUUUUUUUGAAUUUUUUUCUUAUUCCACUAAACUAUAAAGAAAAUAAUUACUUAGAAACUCCAUUUUAAAUCAUCAUUUUCUAUAAAUUCUUAAAUAUAUACAGAAUUUUAAAGGAAAUAGAACAUUUCAUCUGAUUUAGGUAGCAUCCACAUAUCAUUGAGGAAUUAAAGUGUGGGACAGUCAUUAUGAAAAAAGGAGAGAAAAGUCCUCUAUUAGACAUUCCACAAUCCAUGUUUUAAGCUUAUCCAAAGGUUCAAAUGUCAGCCAUUCUGUAUGUUCAUGUUGAUCAUUUGCAAACAAGAAAGCAGGUUUCUAGAUGUCACUUAGGCUGUGAACUGCCUCUCAACUUUAAACCCUGUUGGCUUUACUUUUUUAAGUCCACAAGGGAUGAAACUAGUUUCUCAGCUCAGCUUAUACAUUCCUCAUUAUUUCUAAUAUUUCAAAUAUUACCAAACAAAAAAAGUUACCUCUUUUCUCCACUUAUUUUCUAAGCCCCAAAGCAAAUGAAAGAUGAUCACAUCUGGAUAGUAGUAAAGGCAGCUUAUAAAUAGGACAUAAAUCAGAAAUGUGUUCGUAUUUUGAUACUCAGACUGUCCUUUUUAAAAAUAAAAAUAAAAACAUUACCAGGUUCCCAAGUCAAUCUGGCUUAACCAACAGUACACCUAAAUAUUAGUGUUAACUCCAAGACUAGGGAGCCAAGGUGGGGAGGAGAAUUGGAGGAAGGGGAGAUAAUGAGAAGAGGAUGGCGCCUUCUUGACUUGGCUAGAAGGCCAACCUUUGAUAACAGUUUGAAGAAAUCAAUCUUUUUGACUCUUCUCACUUUUAUCUCCCAGUGCCCAAGGUUUGUCUGUUCCAUAACACUCACUCCCUUCCCCCUGGCUAAUCAGAAGUCAUCUCUCAGUGUCUGAUCUCUGCUCUUCAUACAUGAUUACAGUCACGGGGUGAAGACUGCUUGCUAAAUUAUGCAAUUAAUCCUAUGGUGCUUUAAUUUUCAGGCCUUCAGAAAAACUUGGACAGUGAUGUACAGAUUUUUAAAUAGUUGAACUUCCUUGUACUACAGUUUUUGUAUUGACAGCCAAAUGUGUCUUUCCUUCUUCAGAUUGUGAAUAAAGUGAUUUUACAGGACUUCCAGCAAACAAAGUAUUUCCUUUCAUUUAAGGCUUGUAGAACCCUAGCUCAUACAGCUGCUUCCAUGAGAAAUGCAAAAUCUGUAUUCACCAUGAUUUAGGUCACAAAGGUGAAGUUUUUCUAGUAGUGCAGGGGUAAGAGGAACAAUCUUGGCGGUAAUAUUAAGUUUUGCCAAUAUGAUUUUCUGAUUGUAUUGUAGGCCUUCUGUCUGCACAUUGAGGUUGUACUAGAAGUAGAGCUUCUUCAAACAUAAUAUCAUUACCUCAUAAGCAUUAAUAAAUCAGGCCCUAGGAGCAUAAGUCCUAGAAAAUUUGUUUUUAAGCAGCCCUAGUUAGGGCGCUGGUGUAGCUGCUGCCUUGUUGUAGGAGCCUGCCUCCUGUCGGUAACAAAGCCUCACCCAAAAAAUGCCCGCCUGGACACCAAACGCUGAGCACCUUCAGCAGGCACAUUAUUUCCCCCUGAGAUCAGUUCAGUAAGUGAAUUCGGUUUGUACUGUUGUAGAAUUCUGGCAAAGAGGUAAAAUAGUAGUCCUUAGGUCAUCCUAUUUUUGCUCUGAAUUUUGAUAUUUCAGACUAAAAGGCCUUGGGGGAUGAUAGCAUAUGUUGUAGCAGUAAUUUUUUUUGAAGCAACUGCAUUGACAUUCAUUUGGGUUUUCUCUGAUUAUCAGAUUCUAUUCCAAGCAAAUAUUCUGUAGGUCCAAAUGGAUUACCAGUGUGCUAUAGACUUACUAUUAAGAACAACAUUCUAUUCUACAUCAAAAAUAGUUUGCGUAAGUUAGUUUUGGUUACCAUCUAAAAUAUUUUUAAAUGUUCUUUACAUAAAAAUUUAUGUUGUAUUUUAAAAUCCUUAGGGGCUUUAUCUAUUUUUCUAAGUCCGUUAACUGUACUUUUUAAAAAAAGUAUUUUGUAUCUACUUUUGUAACUUCAUCAGAAUAAAAUAUAUUGAAAGCAA